AUGAGAGCUGCAAACACAGCAGUUAAAAGAGUUCGUCAUGCUAUACCAACUGUGAAGGAUAUUUCUAUCGAUCUCAAUGGUGCUACAGUGUUUUCAAAACUUGACUUAGCGCAAGCUUACCACCAGCUUGAACUUAGUCCAAGUAGUCGUCUGAAUUUUGGAACUUCAAGUGCGAGUGAAAUUUUUCAGCACACAUUACAGCUUGCCCUUCAAGGACUUAAUGGCGUCAAAAACAUCGCCGAUGACAUCAUAAUUUUUGGAAAAGAUGUGAACGAACACAAUGAAAACCUAAAUGCAUGUUUAAGACGAUUGAAAGAACUUAACCUUACCUUGAACUUCGAAAAGUGUAAAUUUUUAAAAGAGAAUCUUGAAUUUUUUGGAUUUAUCUUUUCUAAAGAAGGAAAGCGCCCUGACCCGAAGAAAAUAGCAGCGUUUGUAAAUGCAGCCACGCCCACUACUUCCACGGAGGUACGCAGUCUAUUGGGUAUGUCAAACUAUUGCUCUCAAUUUGUACCCGAUUAUGCAACGAUUACAGAGCCUUUACGCAAUCUAACAAAGAAAAACGCUCAGUUUAAUUGGACAGAACGUUGUGAAGAGGCUUUCAACACGUUAAAAGAUGUUCUCACGUCGAGUCCUGUCGUCAGCUACUUUGACAUCGAAAAGAAAACUACAGUUAUUGUUGACGCGAGUGCAGUCGGACUAUCAGCCAUUUUGUGCCAACAAAAGCCUGGAAGUGCGCAAGAAAACAUUGUCGCUUUUGCAAGUAGAUCAUUAUCACCUGUCAAGCUACGCUACUCGCAAACAGAAAAGGAGGCACUCGCCAUAGUAUGGGGGAUUGAACACUAUCAUUUAUAUCUAUUUGGUUCCAAAUUCACGUUAGUUACCGACCAUAAACCGUUGGAAAUCAUCUAUGCAAACCCUUGCUCCAAACCACCAGCCCGUAUCGAACGCUGGAUGCUGCGCUUACAACAAUACGACUUUGAAGUUGUGUAUAAAUCAGGGAUUGGAAACCCUGCCGAUUAUCUCUCACGCCAUCCAACUUCAGCUGAAUACAAGAAGCAAAAUAUAGCUGAUGAAUACGUCAAUUUCGUCACCCAAGAAGCUGUUUUUCCUGCUCUUUCUUUGGGUGAAAUCAAGGCUGCCACUGAUAAAGAUACAACAUUGCGGUGUCUACGAGCAGCUAUCAGGAGUAAUUGUUGGAAUGUUGAUAUCUUACAACCAUUUCGCGCGAUAAAACAUGAGAUAUCCGUUGAUCUCACCAACAAUAUUCUGCUGAGGGGAACUAGAAUCAUUAUACCUGAGUCACUUCAAAGACACGUCAUCAAAAUCGCCCAUGAAGGACAUCAAGGUACAGCUAAAACCAAAGCACUUCUUCGCGAGUACGUGUGGUUUCCUAAGCUCGAAAACUUAGUUAAUGAAGAGAUAGCCGACUGUUUAGCAUGCCAAGCUACAGGUGCUCCAAAUGCACAAGAACCACUCAAGUCACCACCUUUGCCCGAAAGACCAUGGCAAGAACUUAAAGUUGAUUUUUAUGGACCAUUGCCAACAGGACAGUAUCUGUUUGUCGUUAUUGAUACAUAUUCGCGAUUUCCAGAGGUCGAUAUUGUUCCGUCAACAUCAGCAAGUGCAAUCAUUCCAAAUCUGGAUGCUAUUUUUGCAAGUCAUGGUAUGCCUGAUAAAUUGAAGUCUGAUAACGGCCCACCAUUUUUCGGAAAUGAAUUUCACCGGUACAUGAAAGCAUUAGGUAUACGUCACACAACAUCUACGCCUUUAUGGCCACAAGGAAACUCUGAAGUGGAAUCUUUCAUGAAACCCCUUGGAAGGUCGAUUUGCACUGCCAUUCUUGAAAAACCACAAUGGCAACAAGAGCUUCACAAAUUCCUUUUGAAUUACAGAAUCACACCACAUACCACAACAAAAGUUCCGCCAGCACAGUUAUUAUACAAUCGACCUGUUAUAGGAAAGCUGCCCAUGCUACCAAGAAAGCUCAAGAACAUAAACAGACAUCGUGAAGCAAGAGAGAAUGAUCAGCUAAGAAAGGGAAAUGCGAUGAACUAUGCUAAUAAACGCAGAAACACGAAAGAAUGCGAUAUAAAAGUAGGUGACCUGGUUAUCUGUGUGCAAAAGAAAACGAACAAGUUCUCAUCUAGAUUUAACGUGCAACCUUACAAAGUCGUUCGUGUUCAUGGAUCAAAGGUUGUUGCUAGACACGGAGAUCAUUUCAUUUCCCGUAACUCUUCAUUCUUCAAAAAGGUCCAACAAAGACUUGACGGUAACAUUGCUGCUGCUGCUGAUGAUGAUGAUAAUGUCGAAUAUCACAAAAGAGCCACAGAAGAAAUUCCUGUUCGUCGAUCUGCACGCAGUCGUAUACAGACACAGUUUUAUGGAGAUCCAAUAAACUCUCGAUUAAUACGUUGA
Molecule: messenger RNA, 2418 nt
Organism: Rhopilema esculentum
Lineage: Eukaryota; Metazoa; Cnidaria; Scyphozoa; Rhizostomeae; Rhizostomatidae
Source: RefSeq, a predicted model, not a curated record